GGAGAAACGGUGCGUUUAACAGAGACUGAAGCACACGGAGAAACGGUGCGUUUAACAGAGACUGAAGCACACGGAGAAACAGUGUGUUUAACAGAGACUGAAGCACACGGAGAAACGGUGUGUUUAACAGGAAGUGGUGAUUUAGUAAACAUGAGUGUUGUGCUGCUCUCGUUGGUGAAGCAGCGACUCACUGCGGCUGCUGAAGACAUCUUUGUUCUGUUUGAAAGAACGAUAGCAGAGUACGAGGAGGAACUGUCUCGUUCAAAACAGGAGAACGAGAGACACCGGAAACUACUGGACGCUGUUUUACAGCCUCAGCUUCAGAUCCACAGAGCAGACGUCCAGCAGCUGGUGGUGGUUAAAGAAGAGGUUCCCCCUGAGCAGCAGGAGUGGAGCUCCAGUCUGGACCAGGAGGACCCAGAGCCCCCCCCACACAUUAAAGAGGAACAGGAGGAACUCUGGAUCAGUCAGGAGGGAGAGCAGCUUCAAGGGCUGGAGGAGGCUGAUAUCACCAAGUCCACAUUCACUCCUGUCCCUGUGAAGAGUGAAGAUGAUGAAGAGAAACCUCAGUCCUCUCAGCUUCAUCAAAGACAAACUGAACACCUGGAAACAGAAGCUGAUGGAGAGGACUGUGGAGGACCUGAACCAGCCAGGAACUCAGAUCCAGAGAGACAUUUACAAUCUGAGACUGAGGACAACCCUGGAGACUCUUCUGAACCUGACACUGAAGACUCUUCUGAACCUGACACUGAAGACAGUGCUGAUUGGAUGGAGACCAGAGAACCAAACUCUCAGAAAAAUAAACAAGACCAUGUCAGUGAUUCAAGACGUAGUGCAGGAGAGAAACCAUUCAGCUGCUCAGUCUGUAAGAAAUCAUAUCCAACGAGAGGACCUUUCCAUCGACACAUGAGAAUCCACACAGGAGAAAAACCGUUCGGCUGCUCAGUCUGUAAGAAAUAUUUUGCAUUGAAAGGAGCUUUACAUCGACACAUGAGAAUCCACACAGGAGAGAAACCAUUCAGCUGCUCAGUCUGUAAGAAAUAUUUUGCACAGAGAGGACAUUUAAAGGCCCACAUGAGAAUCCACACAGGAGAGAAACCAUUCAGCUGCUCAGUCUGUGAGAAAGCUUUUGCAUUGAAAGGACCUUUACAACGCCACAUGAGAAACCAUACGGGAGAGAAACCAUACAGCUGCAGUGUUUGUGAAAAAAGAUUCACACAGAGCUAUCAUGUCAUAAUCCAUAAGUGCGUUGGUCGUCAGUCCUCACAGCUUCAUCAAACUCAAACUGAGGAGAACAGAGAGGCAGAGCCUCCAGCCAGCAGCUCAGCUGAACACAUGGGAACGGAAGCUGAUGGAGAGGACUGUGGAGGACCAGAACCAGCCAGGAACUCAGAUCCAGAGAGACAUUUACAACCAGAGACUGAGGACAACCCUGGAGACUCUUCUGAACCUGGGACUAAAUACAGUGAUUAUUGGAAGGAGACCAGAGAACCAGGUUCAAUCUCUCCGAAAAAUAAACAAGACCCUGUCAGUGAUUCAAGACGUAGUACAGGAGAGAAAUCAUUCAGCUGCUCACUCUGUAAUAAAGCUUUUGCACGGAGUGGAAAUUUAAAGGAACACAUUAGAAACCACACAGGAGAUAAACCAUUCAGCUGCUCCAUCUGUAAUAAAGCUUUUACACAGAGUGGAAAUGUAAAGAAACACAUGAGAAUCCACACAGGAGAGAAACCAUUCAGCUGCUCAGUCUGUAAGAAAUAUUUUGCACAGAGAGCAGAUUUAAAGAGACAUGUUAGAAUCCACACAGGAGAGAAACCAUUCAGCUGCUCAGUCUGUGAGAAAUCUUUUGCACAGAGAGCAGAUUUAAAGAGACACAUGAGAAACCACACAGGAGAGAAACCAUUUAGCUGCAGUGUUUGUGACAAAAGCUUCACCUGGAGUCGUUCGGUCAAAAGACAUAAGUGUGUUGGUCGUCAGUCCUCACAGCUUCAUCAAACUCAAACUGAGGAGAACAGAGAGGCAGAGCCUCCAGCCAGCAGCUCAGCUGAACACAUGGAAACAGAAGCUGAUGGAGAGGACUGUGGAGGACCAGAACCAGCCAGGAACUCAGAUCCAGAGAGACAUUUACAACCAGAGACUGAGGACAACCCUGGAGACUCUUGUUGAGGUCUCCAUAUUAGGUUGAAUAAUUUAAAAAAAGUUAAUCAUCAUCAAAUAUAAUCCUGUAUAACCCACCAUGAAAAUGCAUUAUAUUUCAUGUUGUUCUAUAAUCACAGUAUAUACAAAACACUUGUGUUUUGUUAAGUUGAGUUUUAAGCCUAUUAUAGUUUAUGGGUGUCACUGUUUAGCAGAGGGGAGACAGUUGUCUUCACUCACAGCUGGUCGUGCACAGGAGGGGGCCCCUGGCUCAAGGGAAAAGUACUGGAGCCCCAAAAUGUGUUUUAGCAUAGGAAAAUAUGUCUGGACACGUCCAGCCCUGCACACUAGAGGCCAUACCCUUUUUUCACAAAUAUGGGUAUGAAGGUGUGUCUUUGUUUUUUUGUGUCCCUGUGUGUGACAACCCUGUGGUUGUCCACCAUGUGGUGCUGUUGUAACCUGGGUUUUCCUUGUAAUCAGCAGUGAUGAGACCCACCUGUGGCACCUGGUUCCAGUAUUUAAGAGGGCUGCAGAAUAGGCUCUCGCUCUCUCUCGGCUGCCCUGCUCGGUGCACCAGGCCACCGCUCCUCUGUGUGUUUUAUUGUUGGUUGUAACCACUGCGUUGGGUUGAAUAAAUAAUUGUUUUGGGCAACUCCUUUUGUUACAAGCAGAGCCAGCUUGUAACACUGUGUGAGCAUAAAAACACCAGCUCAGAGAGUGAAAGCGAGGGAGCGGGGGUUUUUCCCCUCUCUCCCUGGUAAGCUCUCUCCUUGGUAGGUUCUCUCAAACUUGGUAAGGUCACAACUGUAGAGGGCAGUUGAAGUUAGCUUUUAAUAUCAUAACGGAAGUGGGCCAGUUGAAGUUAUCUUUUAAUGUCACAACUGAAGAGGGCAGUUGAAGUUAUCUUUUAAUGUCACAACUGA
Trematomus bernacchii (emerald rockcod) is the source of this 3056-nucleotide messenger RNA. RefSeq names its product zinc finger protein 2 homolog. Gene Ontology annotation, molecular function: RNA polymerase II cis-regulatory region sequence-specific DNA binding; DNA-binding transcription factor activity, RNA polymerase II-specific. Lineage: Eukaryota; Metazoa; Chordata; Actinopteri; Perciformes; Nototheniidae. The record is from RefSeq and is a predicted model, not a curated record. Gene Ontology annotation, cellular component: nucleus. The coding region runs from base 151 to 2163 and encodes 670 amino acids. The transcript is spliced from 2 exons. Gene Ontology annotation, biological process: regulation of transcription by RNA polymerase II.